AACCCAACUGUUGCAAUACGCAUGCGCUCAUCAAGAAUUGGCAUUCCGAGGUGGUAGCUUGUUGAGCGAGCAAGAAAGGAGAGUUUGUUAUUCUCUGGGUUUAGCACUGUUCUGUUGGGAAUGUUUUAGAAGGAGGCUGGCUUUGGUUAACUGAAAUGGGCUUUGAAGGAGGUCAGUUUUCCUGUAUCAGUUUUGCUUUGCUUAAUGUUAUAAUUUUAUAGACCUCUGAUUAUAAAAAGGAACUCUUUCCCCCACCACCAAAGCAGAAUAAAAGUUCAUCAAAUGCACUAAAAUUUCCUAGUCAUUUCUCGACGAUUUCCGGCGAUCUCGAAAAGCCAGCCCAAACAGGUGUAUUUACAACACACUGUGUUUAAUAGCUAAAACUGUGGGAUUAUGUUCAGAGUUAAAGCAUUCUACAUGGCACAAUCUAUUCACCUAGCUACUGCCUGCCUAAAACUGCCUGAUAAACAUUUGUCUAAGUGGACAAAGAAAAACAUUACCUUCUUGCAGAACUACAAGACUGGCCAAAAGAGCAUUGGGGGAUCAGCACUAAGUGCUUGUCAGGCCAAGAUCAUGGGAGAGAAAAAACUGCCCAGUGUUUUGAUCUUUGACGUAGGAGGAGAUUUUGGUGUCCUGGAAAGCCAUGUCGAGUUCCUCAAGAAACAUUUUAAUCUCAUCACCAUGAAGGACUUUAAAAAAAAUAAGAAACAACUGCAUGAAAAGAUCACAUCUAUUUUUGUAUUUGAGCGCAGACCACUAAUUGACCAGGAGCUUCUUGAAAGCCUGCCCAACCUAAAGGUGGUUGGAAAUUCAGGGGUUGGAGUGAAUCAUUUGGAUCUGAAACUGAUUUCUAGUUUUGGAGUAAAAGUAACCAACACACCACAUGCUGUUUCUGACUCCACAGCAGACAUAGGCAUGGCCUUAAUGCUGGCAUCUGCCAGAAGACUAGUAGAAGGUUGUCAUAUUGCAACAUCUCCACAGACCAAGCAUUUUGCUGUGGACUGGCUAGGAGUGGAAGUCACCCGGGCCACCCUUGGUAUCAUUGGAAUGGGCAGUAUUGGGUAUAAAGUGGCCAAAAGGGCAAAAGCAUUUGACAUGACCAUUCUGUAUCACAACAGGAACCGUAGAAAAGAGGAAGAUGAGCAGGCAGUUGGUGCUGUUUAUUGUAAAAAUAUAGAAGACUUGCUUCAGCAAUCCGACUUUGUGAUGCUGGCUGUGAACUUGACAUCUGAGACACACAAGCUCAUUGGGAAAAGGGAGCUAGAGCUAAUGAAACCUACAGCUACUCUCAUCAACAUCUCUAGAGGUGCAGUUGUUGAUCAAGAUGCUUUGGUAACAGCACUUCAGAAUGGGAUUAUUAAGGCUGCAGCUUUGGAUGUGACAGAUCCUGAACCAUUGCCAAGAGAUCACCUGCUGUUGCAUUUGAAGAAUGUAAUUAUAACUCCUCACAUUGGAACUGCCACUGUGCAAGCCCUGCAAAUGAUGACAGAAGAAGCAGUAGAAAAUAUGUUAGCUGUACUUAAUAACCGCCCCGUUCCUAGUGAAGUGACCCUCAAAUGAUUUGGUGGAGAAUUUGACUAAUCAGUUGCUGAUAAGCAAAAUGAUAUUAAUCUCCUAAGUGACAGUGCAAUAUGACAAUAAAGUUGUUCUGGGAAGAACUAAUCUGCCUACUAUCUUUUCACUAUCCCUAUAACUGGCACUAAUUUUAGUCCAAAUCAGUUAGGCAGUUAACAAGUUAGCCCACUUGUGCCUCAAAUGUUCACACGUCCACCACCUUGAAUCAGGGUGGGUGACAUCAAACUAUGCCACAGGUGUCCCUAUGUGUUCCUACAGCUGUAGCAACUUUGGUUCAAAUCUGUUCCCACUUGCACCUCAAAUGUUCAUGCGUCCACCAUCUUAAAUUGGGGUGGAUGACAUCGCAAACUAUGCCGUUGAGAUCUCCCUAUGUUUCCCAACAACAGUGUCCAAUUUGGUUUAUAUUGGUCCAGGCAUUGCGAAGUUGAUGAGGAGGGCAGACACAUAGACAUUAUGCCAGGUGAGCUCACAAGCUUACUUUCUUUAAGGAAAGUAGGCUAAAAAUUAAGGCAGACUUUUCUUGUAUCAUGGUUUCAUGUAUGUAUCCUCAUCUUGGGAUUAUGUUGUGUGUAAUGAUGGUCUUAUCCAGAAGAUUAAAUAAAUUUAUCCAAACUUUUUAUUACAGUA
Molecule: messenger RNA, 2202 nt
Organism: Hemicordylus capensis (graceful crag lizard)
Lineage: Eukaryota; Metazoa; Chordata; Lepidosauria; Squamata; Cordylidae
Product: probable 2-ketogluconate reductase
Exons: 7
Coding region: 394-1560 (388 amino acids)
Cellular component (GO): cytosol
Molecular function (GO): hydroxypyruvate reductase [NAD(P)H] activity; glyoxylate reductase (NADPH) activity; NAD binding
Source: RefSeq, a predicted model, not a curated record